AUUUCUCAAACUCAAAAAAUCUAGUAGCAUCAUCCCAACACUACUACAACCAAGGCACACCCACUUCGCCAAUUUGCCGCAUCAUAUUUCACAUUUCAGUACCUCUUUUAAAGUUCGCUUCGACAGAGCUGGCGACACCAACGCUGCCGGCCCCCUUUACCUGGCGCCCUCUCUCUCUCUCUUCUUCUGUCGAUCACCUCAUUUCAAUCCCAAUUCAACUCCUCUUUCUCUCUCCUCUUUUCCCACUUCCAAAUCACUCAAUUUCUGCUUCCAAUUUGAUUUCUGAAUCAAUUCUUGUCGAAUUUCAUCGGAUUAACAUUCAAGAAUUCCUCAAUUUCAUCCUCCUCAUCAUCAUCUUCAUCAUCGUCGUUUGUUAAUGGUGGAAUUUGAAUUUGAAUUUGAAUUGGAAUUGGAAUUGGUAUUGGGAUUGGAAUUGGUAUUGGGAUUGGAAUUGGUGAUUGAAUUUGAAUUGAGUUGAAUUGUUGAUCGAUAAACCUGGAGAAGAUUCAUCAAGGGAGGUAUAAUCAGAAGAACUGGGGGCGAAUCAGUCUCGGCAAAGACCGGCAAAUGCCGGUUUAGGGUUCUGGUUUCUACGCUCAAAUGUCCCCAAAGCUCACACUCUAGAAUACCUUCCACAAAUGGACUUUGUAAGCCGACAUUCCGCGACACCCACAACUGCCACCACCACUGCUGAUCAACACCGUAACCCGGAACCCGCUGUGCCGCCUUCGUCUUCUGCCCCGCCUGUUGCUGAGGAGCCUGAGUACUUGGCUAGGUACUUAGUGAUUAAGCAUUCGUGGCGAGGGCGGUACAAGAGGAUAUUGUGCUUGUCUAAUGUGGGUAUUAUUACGCUUGAUCCUUCUACAUUGUUAGUCACGAAUUCGUAUGAUGUUGGGAGUGAUUUCGAAUGGGCGUCCCCGAUUUUGGGGCGUGAUGAGAAUUCUGUUGAGUUUAAUUUGAGUGUUAGGACUGAUGGGAAAGGGAAGUUUAAGUCUAUAAAGUUCUCGUCGAGGUAUCGAGCUAGUAUUUUGACUGAGUUGUAUAGGAUUAAAGGGAUUAAGGUUGGUGCUGUGGCUGAGUAUCCUGUGCUUCAUCUUCGGAGGCGGAAUUCCGAGUGGGUUCCUUAUAAAAUAAGGGUUACAUCAAUCGGAGUUGAACUUGUUGACUUGAAUUCUGGGAACCUUCGUUGGUGCUUAGAUUUCAGAGACAUGAACUCCCCUGCUAUUAUUCUGCUGUCUGAUACCUAUGGAAGAAAAGGUGGUGAGCAUGGUGGUUUUGUGCUUUGCCCAUUAUAUGGAAGAAAGUCAAAAGCAUUUCAAGCUGCUUCUGGGACAUCAACCAAUGUGAUAAUAUCAAACCUGACCAAAGUUGCAAAAACCAUGGUUGGGGUAUCACUUUCUGUGGAUAGUUCGCAAUCGCUCUCUGCUGUCGAGUAUAUUAAGCAAAGGGCUAAAGAGGCGGUUGGAGCAGAUGAAACUCCCUGUGGGGGUUGGUUGGUGACAAGACUCAGAACUGCGGCUCAUGGAACUGUAAAUCUUCCAAGUUUGAGUUUAGGGAUUGGGCCAAGAGGAGGGCUAGGGGAUUAUGGCGAUGCUGUAUCACGUCAACUGAUACUGACAAAAGUCUCUCUGGUUGAGAGGCGGCCAGAUAACUAUGAGGCUGUCAUCGUUCGUCCAUUAUCUGCUGUUAGUGCUCUUGUCCGGUUCGCUGAAGAGCCACAGAUGUUUGCAAUUGAAUUUAAUGAUGGUUGCCCAAUUCAUGUCUACUCAAGCACAUCUCGUGAUAGCUUGCUUGCUGCAGUUCGUGAUCUGUUGCAGACUGAAGUUCAGUGUGCGGUGCCAAUUCUACCACGAUUAACAAUGCCUGGUCAUCGCAUUGACCCACCUUGUGGGAGAGUUCGUCUGCUGAAGUUGCAACAUCCUGCUGCUGAUAUUGAAAGUGUAUCAAUGCAUUUGAAACAUCUUGCAGCUGCUGCCAAAGAUGCUGUUGCUGAAGGCGGUUCUAUUCCCGGUUCAAGAGCUAAGCUUUGGCGCAGAAUUAGGGAAUUCAAUGCAUGUAUUCCAUACAGUGGAGUGCCUCCAAACAUUGAUGUACCAGAAGUGACAUUGAUGGCUUUAAUAACAAUGUUGCCUGCCACACCAAAUCUUCCUCCAGAGUCCCCACCCUUGCCCCCACCUUCUCCCAAAGCAGCUGCGACAAUUACUGGAUUUAUAUCAUGCCUACGUAGAUUGUUGGCUUCAAAAAGUGCAGCUUCUCAUGUCAUUUCUUUUCCCGCGGCUGUCGGAAGAAUAAUGGGUCUGCUUAGAAAUGGUUCUGAAGGUGUAGCUGCUGAAGCUGCUACCCUUGUUGCAUUAUUGAUUGGUGGUGGUCCUGGCGACACAAGUGCUUUGACUGACACCAAAGGGGAGAGGCAUGCAACUUUCAUGCAUACAAAGGCAGUUUUGUUUUCCCAUCACAGUUAUGUAGUCAUCCUUGUGAACAGAUUGAAACCCAUGUCAGUUUCACCGUUGCUAUCUAUGGCAGUAGUUGAGGUUUUGGAAGCUAUGAUUUGUGAGCCUCAUGGAGAAACAACUCAGUACACUGUAUUUGUUGAACUAUUGCGACAAGUUGCUGGCUUACGGCGUCGCCUUUUUGCCUUGUUUGCUCAUCCUGCCGAAAGUGUGAGGGAGACAGUUGCAGUCCUCAUGCGCACAAUAGCUGAGGAAGAUGCCAUAGCUGCUGAAUCCAUGCGUGAUGCUGCUUUGCGAGAUGGUGCUUUGUUGAGGCAUUUGUUGCAUGCUUUUUUCCUACCUGUAGGUGAAAGGCGUGAUAUUAGUCGACAGCUUGUAGCUCUCUGGGCUGACUCUUAUCAACCUGCUCUUGAUUUAUUGUCAAGAGUCCUGCCGCCAGGGCUUGUUGCAUAUCUACAUACACGCUGUGAGGAAGUUGAAGAUUCAAAUGAUCCAUUAAGCACGUCAAUCAGUCGGAGACAGAGACAGAGACGACUACUUCAACAGAGGAAGCGACGGACUGUGAAAUCCUCCAUAACCGAGGAGCAUCUCAUGACAUCUGCAGAUACCAAUGAUAUUGAUGAUAUUGCAAAGCAGACAGAUGCCCAUAGGGUCCUUGAUCAGAGACCUAUACCGGAGAUGCAUGCUGGAGCGCAUUCUACACCUGUUCAGCCAAGAGAAAACCUAAGUACUGAUAUGCCCCCUUCUGCUCCAGAACAUGAUCAUACAGGUUCUGAUGUUCCAUUUGAUGGUCAAUCAGCCAAUAAUGGUCCUUUUGAUACUGUUGCUUCAAAUUCAGCUGAUUCCGAUGUGAAUGUGGGUGGGCUGCAGAACUCAGGGGUUCCUGCUCCUGCUCAGGUUGUUGUAGAGAGCGCACCAGUUGGAUCUGGGAGAUUGUUGCUUAACUGGCCUGAGUUUUGGCGAGCAUUCAGCCUUGAUCAUAAUCGUGCAGAUCUUAUCUGGAAUGAACGUUCUCGGCAAGAGCUUAGGGAAUCAUUGCAGGCAGAGGUUCAUAAUCUGGAUGUGGAGAAAGAGCGUACAGAAGAUAUAGUUCCUGGAGUUUCAACCACUGAGAAUAUGGCUGGGUCAAAUGAUGUGCCUCAAAUAUCAUGGAACUACUCUGAGUUUUCUGUUAGGUAUCCUAGCUUGUCUAAAGAAGUUUGUGUGGGUCAAUACUAUCUUCGUUUGCUUCUUGAGAUUGGCAAUAGUGGCAGAGCACAAGAUUUUCCACUCCGGGACCCUGUUGCUUUCUUUAGAGCUCUAUACCAUAGGUUCUUAUGCGAUGCUGAUGUAGGGCUCACUGUGGAUGGUGUUAUACCUGAUGAACUUGGCAAAACUGAUGAUUGGUGUGAUAUGGGAAGGCUGGAUGGUUUUGGUGGUGGAGGCGGGUCUUCUGUAAGAGAGCUGUGUGCACGGGCUAUGGCGAUUGUCUAUGAACAGCAUUGCCUCACUGUUGGACCUUUUGAAGGCACUGCUCAUAUAACUGUGCUCCUAGAUAGGACUGAUGAUCGAGCCUUGAGGCACCGUCUGCUUCUUCUACUGAAGGUGUUGAUGAAGGCUUUGUCAAAUAUUGAGGCCUGUGUCUUGGUUGGAGGAUGUGUAUUAGCUGUAGAUUUACUGACAGUGGUUCAUGAAACUUCUGAAAGAACUACCAUUCCGCUGCAAUCUAACCUUAUUGCUGCAACUGCUUUUAUGGAGCCCAUGAAAGAAUGGACGCUCAUUGACAAGGUUGGUGUUCAAGUUGGGCCAAUGGAGAAGGAUGCUAUUAGAAGGUUGUGGUCAAAGAAUGAAAUCGACUGGACAACAAAAUGUCAGGCAUCAGGAAUGACAGAUUGGAAAAAGUUGCGUGAUAUUCGUGAGCUUCGGUGGGCGCUGGCUGUUCGAGUGCCAGUUCUCACUCCUACACAGGUUGGGGAGGCUGCAUUGUCCAUUUUGCAUAGCAUGGUUGCCGCCCGGUCUGAUCUAGAUGAUGCUGGUGAGAUAGUCACCCCAACACCUAGGGUGAAGCGUAUCUUAUCCAGCCUACGUUGUCUUCCGCAUAUUUCUCAGGCUAUGCUCUCUGGAGAACCGAGUAUUGUGGAAGCUGCUGCUGCAUUGCUAAAGGCUGUUGUUACAAGAAAUCCCAAGGCAAUGAUACGGCUUUAUAGCACUGGGGCAUUUUAUUUUGCCCUUGCCUACCCUGGGUCUAAUCUUCAUUCCAUUUCACAACUUUUCCACAUGACGCAUGUGCAUCAAGCAUUUCAUGGCGGGGAAGAAGCAGCUGUUUCUUCUUCAUUGCCAUUGGCUAAACGUAGUGUUUUGGGUGGCCUCCUCCCAGAAUCCUUGCUAUAUGUAUUAGAGCGCUCUGGACCAGCUGCAUUCGCUGCAGCUAUGGUCUCUGAUUCUGAUACUCCAGAGAUUAUAUGGACACACAAAAUGAGGGCUGAGAAUCUCAUUCGACAGGUUUUGCAGCAUCUUGGUGACUUUCCUCAGAAGUUGUCCCAACAUUGCCAUGCACUUUAUGAUUAUGCUCCUAUGCCACCAGUUACUUAUCCUGAACUAAGGGAUGAAAUGUGGUGCCAUCGUUAUUAUCUCAGGAAUUUGUGUGACGAGAUACGAUUUCCAAAUUGGCCUAUCGUUGAGCAUGUUGAGUUUCUACAGUCAUUAUUGGCAAUGUGGCGUGAAGAGCUGACACGAAAGCCCAUGGAUCUUUCUGAGGAAGAAGCUUGCAAGAUAUUGGAGAUAAGUUUUGAGGACUUGUCGGCUGAAGAAUCCUCAACAAGUUCUGAGGAAAAUGGGAGCUUGUCCAAGAAAAUUGAGAAUAUUGAUGAAGAAAAAUUGAAACGACAGUAUAGGAAAUUGGCAAUCAAAUAUCAUCCUGACAAAAAUCCUGAAGGACGGGAAAUAUUUCUUGCAGUUCAGAAAGCUUAUGAGCGCCUGCAGGCUUCUAUGCAAGGUUUGCAAGGUCCACAGCUAUGGAGGGUGCUGCUUUUAUUGAAGGGACAGUGUAUCUUAUACAGACGUUAUGGACAUGUUUUAGAACCGUUUAAGUAUGCUGGAUAUCCAAUGUUGCUCAGUGCAAUCACUGUGGACAAAGAUGAUAAUAAUUUUUUGUCAUCUGAUAGAGCAUCACUUCUCGUUGCAGCUUCUGAGCUUACUUUCCUCACAUGUGCAUCUUCCUCUUUGAAUGGAGAAGAGCUUGUGAGGGAUGGUGGGAUACAGCUUCUUGCAACUCUUCUUUCUCGUUGUAUGUGUGUUGUACAGCCAACUACUGCGGCGAGUGAACCCUCUGCAAUUAUUGUCACAAAUGUGAUGCAAACAUUUGCUGUUUUGAGCCAAUUUGAGAUUGCUAGGGUUGAGAUGCUUCAAUUAUCUGGUCUAAUUGAGGAUAUUGUACAUUGCACUGAACUUGAGUUGACUCCUGGAGCGGUUGAUGCUGCUCUUCAGACAAUUGCUCAUCUUUCUGUUUCAUCUGAACUGCAAGAUGCACUGAUAAAGGCAGGGGUGCUAUGGUACCUAUUGCCUUUGUUGCUUCAGUAUGAUUCUACGGCAGAAGAAUCUGAUGUGAUAGAGACACAUGGCGUUGGUGCCAGUGUUCAAGUUGCUAAAAACUUGCAUGCUGCUCGAGCAUCUGAUGCCCUAUCGAGGCUUAGUGGUCUAUGUACAGAUGUGGUUCCAGUGCCAUAUAAUGAAGCUACAGUUGUUGCCCUUCAGGCUCUGCUAACCCCUAAGCUGGCUAGUAUGUUGAAGGAACAAACACCAAAAGAACUAUUGUCAAAAGUAAAUUCCAAUUUGGAGUCCCCAGAGAUUAUAUGGAAUUCUUCAACACGGUCUGAACUGUUGAAGUUUGUUGAGGAGCAGCGUACAUCACAAGGUCCUGAUGGCUCAUAUGAUCUUAAAGAUUCACAUGAAUUCACAUAUACUUCUCUAUCCAAGGAGCUCUGUGUUGGAAAUGUUUACUUAAGGGUCUACAAUGAUCAACCAGAUUUUGAGAUCAGUGAACCAGAAGGUUUCUGUAUUGCCCUUGUUGAUUUUAUCUAUUCUAUAGUACAUGAGCAAAGCCCUACCACUUUACUUCCGAGUACUGAAGAUCUAAGUACCUCCAAAAAUACGAAGUCUGAAUAUGAAAAUGAAUUGGAAGAUCAGUCACAUGGUCAGCUGACUACUAGUCGUGAUGAUUCUUUUGUUGUUUCUGAUGCAAAGGUUUCAAAAGAAGAUGAUUCAAGUGUGCUGAAAAAACUACAGUCUGCGUUGACUUCACUUAAGAACUUGUUGACUAGUAAUCCAAAUUUGGCUUCCGUUUUUUCAACCAAGGAAAGGCUUUUACCUAUAUUUGAAUGCUUUUCGGUUUCUGAUGCAUCCACUACUGGAAUAUCUCAACUGUGCUUGAAUGUGCUGUCUCUCUUGACUGCUUAUGCUCCCUGUUUAGAAGCUAUGGUUGCUGAUGGAUCUAGUCUUCUUCUACUACUUCAAAUGCUCCAUUCUUCUCCGAGCUGUCGUGAAGGUGCUCUUCAUGUACUUUCAGCCUUAGCAAGCACAUCAGAACUUGCAUGGGCAGCUGCGAAGCAUGGUGGAGUAGUUUACAUUCUCGAAAUUUUGCUUCCUUUGCAAGAAGAAAUAUCUUUGCCGCAGAGAGCGGCUGCAGCCUCUUUGUUAGGUAGACUUGUUGGCCAGCCCAUGCAUGGGCCUCGUGUUGCUAUUACAUUGGCACGAUUCUUUCCAGAUGGUCUGGUAUCAAUAAUUAGAGACGGUCCUGGUGAAGCUGUGGUUUAUGUCCUUGAUCAAACAACUGAGACACCAGAACUUGUCUGGACCCCAGCUAUGGCAGCUUCAUUAUCUGCACAAAUUGCAACUAUGGCUUCAGAUUUGUAUAAGGAACAGAUGAAGGGCCCUGUUAUUGACUGGGAUGUACCUGAACAAGCAUCCAACCAGCAAGAAAUGAGAGAUGAGCCACAGGUUGCGGGAAUAUAUGUGAGAUUAUUCUUGAAGGAUCCGAAGUUUCCUCUUAGAAAUCCAAAAAGAUUCCUAGAAGGACUCCUUGACCAGUAUGUUUCAUCAGUGGCCGCUACACAUUAUGACACACAAGCUUCUGAUCCUGAACUUCCACUGCUUCUUUCUGCUGCGCUUGUAUCACUGCUACGAGUGCACCCUACCCUUGCAGAUCAUGUAGGAUACCUUGGGUAUGUGCCAAAACUCGUUGCUGCAAUGGCUUAUGAAGGAAGGAGAGAGACAAUGGCUUCAAGUGAUGCUAAAAGUGGAAGCUUGGAUGUGGAUGGUAGCUAUGAUACUGAAGAUGCUUCAUCACAGCCCAAUAAACAAACUCCAAGAGAACGUAUUCGUCUUAGCUGUUUGCGUGUGUUGCAUCAACUUGCAGCAAGUACAACAUGUGCUGAGGCUAUGGCCGCAACUAGUGCAGGAACUCCUCAGGUUGUUCCACUUUUGAUGAAAGCCAUUGGAUGGCAAGGUGGAAGCAUACUAGCCCUUGAGACUCUUAAACGUGUUGUGGUUGCUGGAAAUCGUGCCAGGGAUGCACUUGUCGCACAGGGGCUUAAGGUUGGGCUUGUCGAUGUUCUUCUUGGUCUGCUUGACUGGCGAGCAGGUGGAAGGAAUGGAUUUAGCUCACAGAUGAAGUGGAACGAAUCUGAAGCAUCAAUUGGCCGUGUGCUUGCUGUUGAGGUGUUGCAUGCAUUUGCAACAGAAGGAGCCCAUUGCAGUAGUGUGCGUGAGAUACUGGAUGCCUCUGAUGUAUGGAAUGCCUACAAGGAUCAAAGGCAUGACCUCUUUCUUCCUUCGAAUGCCCAAUCUGCUGCUGCUGGUGUUGCUGGCCUAAUUGAAAGCGAUUCUUCGAGAAUGACAUAUGCCCUAACAGCACCCCCAUCAGGGCCAUCACAAUCUUCCAUAACAAGGUCAUCUCCGUCUACAUCAAAUGGGGGGCAGGACCUAUACCAAUAAUAAGAAACUAUAGAAGAGUCUUUUGGUUUCUCUAAAGGACCUUGAAGUUUGUGUAUAGGUUUGUUGUAAAGUUUCUCAUUUUGUUUUGCUUUCUUAUUUUUUGUGGCUCGAUCUUGUUCAGAUUUGAGUGGGUUUUGUAUAGGUAUAACGCUACGAUCAUUGUAAAUGGCAUUUUUUGCUUUUGGUCCGAAGUACAGUAGAUAAGCAAGUAAUUAGUCUGAUGUUAGUGCAUGUUACCACUAAUCACUAACCACUUAACAAAACCUGUUUACUGCCUCCAAUACCCCUAGGAUUUUAUCAAUACUCAUACUAAUAUUUUGGGAUGAAA
This is a messenger RNA of Chenopodium quinoa (quinoa), 8748 nucleotides long. Its product is annotated as dnaJ homolog subfamily C GRV2-like. Gene Ontology annotation, cellular component: endosome membrane. The record is from RefSeq and is a predicted model, not a curated record. Gene Ontology annotation, biological process: endosome organization; receptor-mediated endocytosis; regulation of early endosome to late endosome transport. Bases 639 to 8420 code for a protein of 2593 amino acids. Lineage: Eukaryota; Viridiplantae; Streptophyta; Magnoliopsida; Caryophyllales; Amaranthaceae. The transcript has 22 exons.